Cryptotermes secundus is the source of this 3257-nucleotide messenger RNA. RefSeq names its product calphotin. The record is from RefSeq and is a predicted model, not a curated record. The transcript has 2 exons. Bases 35 to 1660 code for a protein of 541 amino acids. Lineage: Eukaryota; Metazoa; Arthropoda; Insecta; Blattodea; Kalotermitidae.
UAUCAUCGACAGUGUGGAAGAUUGUCAGUGGACCAUGAGAACACUGAUCCUGCUCGCGGCCGUCGUACAGGCCGUUCUUGGAGGUGGCAGCCACUUCUCGGUUCGGCUCCCGUUUCUCAACCCCGCCGGUGUCACUUAUGUGGACGGUCCUGCGCCUGCUGGGUUGGCAGCCGGACCUCUUCAGUACGCUGCUGAAGUAGGUUACGCUGCUCCAGCCGUGGCUGCAGCCCCCGCUGCUGAAGUAGGUUACGCUGCUCCAGCCGUAGCUGCAGCCCCCGCUGCUGAAGUAGGUUACGCUGCUUCAUACUUAGCUGCAGCCCCCGCUGCUGUUGGUUACGCUGCUCCAGCAGCAGCUGCAGCCCCCGCUGCUGUUGGUUACGCUGCUCCAGCCGUAGCUGCAGCCCCCGCUGCCUUUGGUUACGCUGCUCCAGCCGUAGCUGCAGCCCCUGCUGCUGUUGGUUACGCUGCUCCAGCAGGAAUUGCCUACGCUUCAGCACCCGUAAAAACAGUAGCUGCAGUCCCCACUGUGCAUCACGUGCCAGGGGUAGCUGAUGUGCCCGUGACCCGCGUAGAAGCGCAGCCCGGAGUGAUCCAGAAGUUGGUGGACGUAGCCAAGCCCGCAGUGUCCACCCGCAAGUUCCAGUUGCGCCGACCCGCAAUCCAGAAGCAGUUCUACGACAUCGAGGAACGAGUGGUGGUCCGCCCAGCUGGCUCGGCUCUCGUGGAGCUGGAAGAGCCCGUGGCGAAGAUCCAAAAGGGCCCUGCUGUUAUCAACCCAGUCGGCCCGGUGGCCGUGGGAGCCUUCCCCGUUCAUCCUGCGCCUGCUGUCGUGGCAGCCCCAGUCGCCCUCGCCCCUUCCCCGGCACCUGAACCGGUUUUUGUUUCCACCACUCCUGCCCCCGCUUUCGGACCUGCUCCUGAGCCGGGACCUGUUGCCUUUCAGGACGAGGAGUCGGUAGUUGUCGAUAAUGCGGAGUUCGCGGCUCGGGCAGCUCUGUCCUCAGAGAGCCACCAACUUGAGGCCGAACAGCGAGCCCUCAACAUCCAACAGCAGGAGCUGCAAGCGCGCCUGCUGGAUCUGGACUCACGGCGCCAGCAUCUCUCGCGGGCCCACACCGGGGCUCGUGUCACUGGGCCCCUUGCUAAAGCUGGUCCAGCCGUCGAGGUCCACGCCAACGGGGCCCCAGUAGACUUAGUCCCUCAUGCCCGCGCCGGUCCCGAUGUCGUGCCCUCCGUCCGCGCCGUCAGUCCCGAGGCGAACCAAGCUAACCAGCAGCGGCUAAUCCAGCUGCUGACUGCUCGCGGCGGUGUAGCGGAGGUCGGUUUCGGCCACGCAGGUCCCAGCCCUCUUCCUGUGGGCGAUGCAGGCCCAGUGAGGGCCCGAGUCCUGUCCGCCACCCCCGCACCUCCCCAUGCAGAACCGGCGGGUGAGCGUGUGUCUACUCGCCGCGUGGUCGUCAGCAGACCCAUCGAGACGGUGCAAGACAUUGACGUGGUGGAGCCCGUCACCAAGCUGGAACGCAUCGCUGUCAACCAUCCAACAGUGUUCAAGACUGUACACCAUGAUGUGGCCCGCGUACCCACCUCGGUGCCCGUCCUGGGCAAAACAUUGACACCUGCUAUCGCUCACGCUGCCGUACCUGUUGGCUAUGUUCACUGACCACUCGUCACUCAACACUGACCUACCGAUCCAUCGCAGCAGUUCCGAAACUCAGGGCGUGACCACAAUCAGCAGUCAACUGACGAGUCAUCAAAGAUAUGAUUCUCUGUGUAGUCCGGUAGAAUUUCAAUGGCAUUUGGGUAGAUGGCACUGCCUCGGUCUUCAGGAUAGACGAGUAAGGGAAGCAGUUGGCUAGUAAGACGCAGGUAGAAAUCAAAGAUGUGGUCACUUCCUUGGAUUACUCAUGACUCUGAAGAUUGAGACAAUACUUUCCUCCGAAACGUCGGUAAUCUUCUACGUCAUUAUAUUAUGUUACAUUCCAGAAGCAGUACUCUUCUCUUUCUUUUGAGUCCCUCUUAAACCUUUGGACAGUGUUCUUAUAAUUUUCGUUUCCUUGGAGCCCAUACCAACACUGCAGACACGAGGACCCCACAUCCUUCCACACGCCUUGGUCACCACUAUAUCGUAACAUAAACAUCUGUAAGAAAUUCCGAGUCCAAUAUAUUUUUGACAAUAUUCACUAUAAUAUUUUUCUAACUUAAAUUAGGCUUACAAAAAUAACCUUGCGAACUCCUCUGGUCAGGUCUCACAGACCAAAUUCUGAGAACUGCUGCCUUAGAGCCUAGGUCUGACGGUUGAAGGUCUUGUUGGUAGCUAAACAGAAGUUACAGCUGGAUCCAAGUUGGGGACCACAGUUCAAACACAAUAUUCCAUAUUAUUUAUCAUCGACCCUAGCUACUGCAGAUAAUCGUGGAAAGCCAACUUCUUCUGGGGCGCCAAACUCUCGUCAAAACUAAUCUUUUCAAGAAUUUAGUAAAUUAAAAAUUCUGACAACUGGUGGUUUCCUGUGACGUACAAGUGUGAAGAGUACUACAAACUAAACUAAUUGUUUUCUUCCGUUCUCAUCCCUGGCAGGUGAUGGGAGAUUACUCACAUGCGCAAAACCUGCGCAUUUGAGCAAUAUGGGUUUCAAAGAGCUGGAAGCGACAAGAAAUUUACAAUAUCCUGAUAUGUGAAAUGAUACCUUUAGGAUCUGAGAGGAUAAAGAGCUUUUAAAUUUAAAGUCUUGCCGAAAGCAGGAUAAAGAAACUAAAAAUUUAUAAUAUUCAUUCUCUUGAAUUAUGUCACUGACCAGCUUAAGAUUUCCUUGUAAAGAAACUGGAAUUGAUUUGUCUGUAUUCGCAUGCAGAAGUUUUGCUUUGUCUGUAUGGAUACAGACGAUUCAUUUUAACCCAUUCACUGUUAUGGCGAGACAGAAUUUUUGGAGUAUUGCGAAAUCUACUCUUGUUCCGAAAAUUAUAUCAGAACAAAAAAUAAAUUAAUGUUUAUGUGUAGAGUUAUAUAUAAAAUUUGACAUGUGCAUGAAUGAAAUAUAUAUAUUUGUUAACGUACAGCUUGUUAGUCUAUUUUGUAAGUAACAGUGGAGGGGUUAAGACUCACGUAAGUAAUGUAUACCGAAGCCUUAGGCCACCAGUACAGAAUUGCUGCCUUGCAUGUCACGUCCUGCUUGCGACGUGUAACAGAUGACAGGACAAAUUUCUCAAAGUGAUAUUUUGUAUUUAUUUAUAGUAGACAACAAAUAAAAUUAUGAACAGAG